This is a messenger RNA of Tigriopus californicus, 1500 nucleotides long. RefSeq names its product alternative oxidase, mitochondrial-like. The record is from RefSeq and is a predicted model, not a curated record. Lineage: Eukaryota; Metazoa; Arthropoda; Copepoda; Harpacticoida; Harpacticidae. Bases 366 to 1394 code for a protein of 342 amino acids. Gene Ontology annotation, molecular function: alternative oxidase activity. The transcript has 3 exons. Gene Ontology annotation, biological process: alternative respiration. Gene Ontology annotation, cellular component: mitochondrion.
UCCGCGCCUGAUCUGCCCUCUGGGCGUGCUUGCUUGUCUUUCUUGGAACAGGGCAAGUGGAAUUGGUGAAUUCUGGAUCAUAUAAUACGUCACAAAAUCAGAAGUCACCUCGACUCCGAGGGCUUCCCAGGUGCCAGAUUUUGCCACUGUGAUUGCCUACAUACAUCCUCACUUUAUCGCAAAAACGAGGGCACUUGCAUCAUUCAUUGCCAAAACACAGGAACAUACAGUUGAAGAUAGCCCUCCGUGCUAGCUAUCUAGGUACAGUUCGGUACAGUUCUCUCUGUGUGUGUGUUUCUUCCACUAGUCCACUAGUCAGCGAACAAGCUUCUCAGUAGAAACAUACGGAUUAGUUGGUCCGUACGAUGUUGUUUGUUAGAUUGUGCACUUCAUCGAGUACUUGUGCCUUGGGUCGGAUUGGAUUCCAUGGCCUCGUUGGACAUGUCUCGCCGUCCUUGUCCAGGUCCCUUUCCCUGUGCGCCAUUCAGUUCCAGAAGGAGUUCGAUGAAAAGGCCUUUGAGAAGUAUAAGGAUUCCGCGACCAAGCCCUUGGAUCACUUUAAAAAACCUGCAGGAGAAAUAAGCGAGGUGGAAAAACCGAGGAUCGUCAAGGUUCUGGCUACAGAAGUGACCAAUAAACUGAUGCACGAUGCCAAAGAGAAGAACGACCAGGAUUAUCUCUUGCCGCAUCCAAUUUGGUCGGACAAGGAGGUUAAAUCCGUGGAAAUUACACAUCGAAGUCCAGACGGCGUGUCGGAUAAGGCGGCUUACUAUUGUGUGAUGCUGUUGAGAAAGUCAUUUGAUCUGGCCUCUGGAUACACCAUUGGCAAUCAUUUCAAGAUGCUGGAUGAGCGGUCCAUUCUGAUUCGGUGUAUUUUCUUGGAAACAGUGGCGGGUGUGCCCGGAUUUGCGGCCGCUAUGAUCCGCCAUCUCCAUUCGUUGCGACGAAUGCAACGUGAUCAUGGAUGGAUCCACACUCUCCUGGAAGAAGCGGAGAAUGAAAGGAUGCAUCUGAUGACCUUCAUGCAACUCCGAAGACCCGGGCCCAUUUUCCGGGGCACCGUGAUCCUGACUCAAUGGCUGUUCACAUUUACGUUCUCAUUCGCUUACAUGCUGUCACCCAAUUUUUGCCACAGGUUUGUUGGGUAUUUGGAAGAGCAAGCAGUGGUCACUUACACUCACAUCCUGGAAGAAAUCGACGCAGGACGAUUGCCCAUGUGGAAGACCUUGCCAGCCCCGGAGUUGGCCAUCAAGUAUUGGAGAUUGCCCGAAGACGCCAAGAUGCGGGAAGUCAUUUUGGCCAUCCGAGCCGAUGAAGCUCAUCAUCGGCUUGUGAAUCACACCCUUGGAUCGAUGGACCUCAAAUCAGACAAUCCUUUUGAGAAGGGGAAAUGACUUUUGACGUCGGCUCAGAUACAAAUUUAAUGGUCAAUAACAAGUAUUCCAUGGUAAAAACGAACAGAGGUUGAGAAAUAUAAAUAAAUUGUCGAGUCUUUUCAUA